Messenger RNA from Xylaria bambusicola, 931 nucleotides. RefSeq lists its product as uncharacterized. The transcript has a single exon. The record is from RefSeq and is a predicted model, not a curated record. NCBI's taxonomy places the organism in Eukaryota, Fungi, Ascomycota, Sordariomycetes, Xylariales, Xylariaceae. The annotation marks the transcript as partial.
CGACCAGCAAGUGCUGUAGCCAGCAGAACUGAAGGUAUACGGUACCUAGGUACCCCCACAGUAGCCGUCUCCACAUAGUUACCCAGAACCUGUACACGGCCAGACACGGUGAAUGGUUCAUAGUGAUAGUCAAUCCAUCAUACCUAGUGAAACGCAUGUGAAUGUAUACAUGUAUGCAACUGCAGAAACAUUUCCACCACCUAGAUCGGCUGCUUCUGUCUCAACUCUUCCACCGGUUUCGAUACAUCGACCGCUAGGUAGUCCAAGGCCAUCUCCCUACCUACCUGUCUCCAUGUCACUGAAUGCGCCGAGGCCAAUUGGUCCACCCCCGAUAUGCCUGACCAGUUCGGCCUCUCAGCGAGCUCUUCUGAACAUGUCUUAAACCACACCGAACACGACAAGCUGAGAUCAUUAUCGAGGUCUCCUCACCCAUACCAUCGCCAAAUCUCCGAGCUGCUCGAACCCUCUAGCUGCUAUUCCACUAAACGGCAAAGCCCGCCGCCUACCGACAGUGGUACCGAAGCCGACGAUGAGCACUAUCUAAAGGGGCUACCAGCCCCGAGGAGAUUGCACAAGGGCUUGCGCGGACGUAAUGAGGCUUCUUCAGGCGCGUCCACUCCUUAUCUCGCGCCUCACGAUGAAGAAGAGAUACGACUUGCUCUCAACGCAAAGAAGGACAGGUCAGCCCCCAGUCAGACCUCCGCUCUCGUCUCAGAUAAGUUGAGAAAAAAGCGUACCAAGGAAAUCAUUCGUCGCUUGGCCGAGCUACUAAUUAUCGGUAUAUUGGGUCUAUGUGUACAAGCCAACACGCGAGUGUGGCCUGUCUUACAGAAGUCAAGCCGUGGUAAAUAUGAAUCCUCGCGCCGCGCUGACUUUGGUGGGAAAGCUAAUUGACGGAAUUCUGUGCAGAACUCGGCCAAGCUGUAGGAGU